AUGAAGAUAAUAAUUCUAAUCUUUUUCUUUAUACUUCCCGUGGCAUUUGCAGAACUGCAGGUUGGAUUCUAUGGCUCCACAUGCCCAAAAGCAGAGUCAAUUGUGCAGCAAGUGGUGCAAAACCGAUUCAAUCGUGACAAAUCCAUAACAGCAGCCUUACUUCGCAUGCAUUUUCAUGAUUGUUUUGUUAGGGGUUGUGAUGCAUCCAUACUCAUAGACUCAACCAAGAAUAACACAUCAGAGAAAAAUACAACUGCAAACGCUACCGUUAGAGGAUAUGAUCUGAUUGAUGAGGUGAAGGAAAGCCUUGAAGCUACAUGUCCUUCAACAGUGUCGUGUGCAGAUAUCAUAACAUUAGCAACAAGAGAUGCUGUUGCCUUAUCUGGAGGAUCCAAAUACGUUGUUCCCACAGGAAGACAUGAUGGAUUAGUCUCUAACAGUAAUGAAGUUGAUUUGCCAGGACCCUCCACUCCUGUGCCAUUAGCAUCACAAAUUUUUGCAAAAAAGGGCAUAACAACAGAGGAAAUGGUGACCCUUUUGGGUGCACAUACAGUUGGUGUUGCACACUGCAAUUUUUUUUCUAAUAGACUUGGUAGGGUUCCUGACCCUUCAAUGGACCCUGCCUUAGAAGCUAAGCUUGCUAAGUUAUGUAACUCUACUUUGAGCGAUGACCCUGCUGCAUUUUUGGAUCAGAAGACACCUUUUCUUGUUGAUAACCAGUUCUACAAACAGGUUCUUGUUAAAAGGGGUAUAUUGCAGAUUGAUCAACAACUUGCCUUGGAUACAACUACAAAGGAUUUUGUGUCAGGUUUUGCAUCCAAUAAUAAUAAGUUCCAAAAGAGUUUUGCAAAUGCAAUGAUAAAGAUGGGAAAGAUUGAAGUUCUGGUUGGAGAUGAAGGAGAAAUUCGCAAGAAUUGCAGGGUUUUCAACUAA
Molecule: messenger RNA, 933 nt
Organism: Gastrolobium bilobum
Lineage: Eukaryota; Viridiplantae; Streptophyta; Magnoliopsida; Fabales; Fabaceae
Product: peroxidase 44
Exons: 2
Coding region: 1-933 (310 amino acids)
Biological process (GO): response to oxidative stress; hydrogen peroxide catabolic process
Molecular function (GO): peroxidase activity; heme binding
Source: RefSeq, a predicted model, not a curated record